ACUUGCGCCGGGGCGUCGCGGUGGAAAUGAGUGCUGCGUUUGGUCUGUGCACGUUGGUGCAGCUGCAGCCGGCGGACGAGCGGCCGGACAGCGUCAAAGUUUUAAGACUGACCCUGCAGAAUGACCUUCCGGGGGAUCGGCCGGACCAAGUAAAGCAAAAGCCGGUGGGAAGAGCCUUCGCGAUGGUGGCCAACCGGGCCACGAGUAGCCACGCCUUGACGUCCGAAUGCAUCAAAUCUAAUGAGGGUGACGAGGAGAUAAUUAAGGUGUACCUGAAAGCCCGGGCUGAAGACAGGACGAAGAACGGCAACGGCCCCUCUCCGUUGACAAACGACAGCUCUCAUCCUGCAGAGUUUCCCCCCGACAAGUCAAACGGCUUCCAGCCUCUUCGGACAGUAACGUAUCGCACAAUAUCCAUAAGCCAGGAUGAACCCACGUACCCCACCGAGGACAUCUCCGUCAUGCGGGAGACAACCAAGAGGCUUUUUUCAAAACUUCAGGAAGCGGAGAAGAGGCAUCAGUCGGACCGCGCUGCCUACGAGACGUCCAUCUCGCACUACCGGAGGGAGGCGGAACACUCUGGCAUUGCCCUCCGGAAGGCCGAAACAGAGCUGGAAAUGAAGGACCUUAAAUUGGAAGAAUUGCAGCGGCUCCUGACUGGCAUGGAGAAGGAGCACCAGAUCCUCCUGCAGAAAGUUCGAGAAGGUGAACUGCACCUGGAGGUCCUGCGGAGCUCGGAGCAGGACAAGGUUGCUGAGCAGGAACGGUCAGCCAAACUGGAGAAGGAGGUGGCCACUCUGCGGGAGAAGAUCCACCACCUGGACGACAUGCUCAAGAGCCAGCAGCGCAAAGUCCGGCACAUGAUCGAGCAGCUGCAGAACUCAAAGACGCUGAUCCAGUCCAAGGACACCGUCAUUCACGAGCUCAAGGAGCGGGUGGCCUACCUGGAGGCCGAGAACCUGGAAAUGCACGACCGCAUGGAGCACCUGAUCGAAAAGCAGGCCAACCCCGGCUCCUUCCACACCCGCACCCGGUCCAAAUCAGAGACGGUCAGCAGCAAAAGGUUCACCAAGCCGCUGGGACCAAAACCUUUGCCCCUGAUCCGAGUCUUGGAAACAUGAACAGGGAUUGGCGACUACGCCUGGGGAGAAAUUCUGCCCGUCACAGACCUGCUGGAUGUGGGCUGCCGCCUCUCGUUGAUCGCUUCGUUUCUCCCCAAGUUCCUCGCUCCCUCCUGUGCCAAGGGAGGGUGUUGGCACGACUGGAAGGCCUCCCCAGGCCCUAAAAGCCAGGAAUUUUAAUCGGGUCAAGGAGGAAGAGGAAAUGUGGGGCUGUAGAAGAAAAUUGAGCGAGUGGAUAGCGGGUUACUUUAGAAACGGACAGUGCCUUUUGAACUGCCAAACUACUCCAAUUUCAUAGCUUGGUUCUCGUGCAAAAUUAUUUUGAGGUAGAGAGGGAGAAGAAGGGAAGGUGCACUAGCAGCUCUUGAUUUGAAAAUUAGCUUUUUUUCUCUGCCUUUUGAGCGAGGCGCUUCCCACUUUCUCCUUCCGUCGUGGAGAGGCCCCGUGCAUCCCCCCUCCCUCUCCCCAGAAUAAAAGGAACCAAGCUAGAUCCCUGUUUGCCUAGGGACCCUCGACUCCUGUAAUUUAAUCUAGCAGCCUUUUGUGUGUCUGUACAUAUCUGUCUAUGAAAUAAAUGCGAAAAUGGUGUUUAAA
Messenger RNA from Crotalus tigris (Tiger rattlesnake), 1715 nucleotides. It is a transcript of the gene TUFT1, whose product is annotated as tuftelin 1. Bases 27 to 1121 code for a protein of 364 amino acids. Gene Ontology annotation, biological process: intracellular signal transduction. Gene Ontology annotation, cellular component: intracellular anatomical structure; I band. Lineage: Eukaryota; Metazoa; Chordata; Lepidosauria; Squamata; Viperidae. The record is from RefSeq and is a predicted model, not a curated record. The transcript is spliced from 12 exons.